Messenger RNA from Bactrocera neohumeralis, 1638 nucleotides. RefSeq lists its product as uncharacterized. Gene Ontology annotation, biological process: N-glycan processing. Gene Ontology annotation, cellular component: glucosidase II complex. The coding region runs from base 141 to 770 and encodes 209 amino acids. NCBI's taxonomy places the organism in Eukaryota, Metazoa, Arthropoda, Insecta, Diptera, Tephritidae. The record is from RefSeq and is a predicted model, not a curated record. The transcript is spliced from 2 exons.
AAAGCAGUGGCAAGUAAACAAAAAUAAUUCUUGACACAUUUACAUUUUUAUAUUUAUGGAUAAGUAAAAUUAUUAUUUUUCUAAAAUUUAGAAACAAUCAGGUAUUGGCAUUAACAAAAAGUCAUUAAGUAGAAGUCACAAUGCGAAAAACUUGGGUCAAACGUGAAAAUAUUUAUUAUAAACCAUUCUAUAAGCAAAAGUCCAAGAUGUUCUUAUUAGGAGUAUUCCUAUUAGGCAUAGUGUUUAUAAUCUAUCAAGCUUUUUCCAUAAAUCAAUUGCAUAGUGCAAGUACGCCAUGGAGCUUAGAAGGUACGAUGAAAGGGCUUCGCAAGAAGCAUUUGGAAGUGAUAAAAUCUCUUGGACGAAAGCAAAGUGAUGACUACGAUGAAGGAGGAGGCGGAGUUGCGGCAUUAGAAAUUAAUCCUCCGGAUGAUUCUAUAAAAAUUAUACGCGGCAUUCGUCUGUUCGAUUAUGAUUCAUAUAAACCUAAUUUUGACGGCAAGUUUCGCUGUUUGGAUGGUAGUAAAGAAGUGCUUUUUGAACGUGUCAAUGAUGACUUUUGCGACUGUUUUUCCGAUGGAAGUGAUGAGCCCAGCACAAACGCUUGUCAAAAUGGAAGGUUUUAUUGUAAAUACCAAAAAAGACACAUCACGGGGCGCGGCGUAGACGUAUUUGUACACAGUAGUCGUGUUAAUGAUGGCAUCUGCGAUUGCUGCGAUGGCAGCGAUGAAUGGUUGACAAUUAGCUGUACAAAUAAAUGUACACAAUAAAUAUAUAUGUAUAUUGUGUCUGUAAUGCACCACAAUUAAGUUAUCGGUUAUAUUAGUGUUAGAAACAAUACUCUUAAAAAGGUAAAUAAUGCUAUAGACAGUUAGUGUAAUUAAUGUAGAUUUAGUUUAAUAUAAAUAGGAUUUUGAAUCGAAUAUGUUAAAUGAUGCUGUGCAUUAAAAAAAUCGCCUUAUAAGUCGUGUCUAAUUUGCAUUUGUGAAUAAAUUACCGUCUAUACUCAAAGAAAAAUAAAAUUCAUAGAUUGUAUAUUCAAAAUUUUCCAAUUAUUAAGUACUAGGGCAUUGAAUUAUGUAUGUGUAAUUAGAUUUUGUAAUGAUAAUAAAGAUUAAUACUUAUUUAUUCCAGUAUUUAAUUUAGAAGCAAUUUUUCUUUUGGGUAGUUGGGUACAUGUAUUACCAAAUAUGCGUACUUACGUGCAUUUCAAAAUAAAUUCUUUAAAAAAUUUAACGAAAACCACCAUUUUACGCUAAUAAUUUAUAUUUGAAAUAUAUCAGGAAUAUCCUCAAACAAAAAUUAUAGAUAACUUAAUAUAUUUUCUUCAGUUGACAAUUAUAAAUUAUAUUUUCACUUUGCUUUCAAUUAUUUUUCUUCUUAAUAUAAUUUGUAUAUUAUAUUAGGAGUUAUUAAUCUCAAAAGGGCUUACGACGAGAGUAAAUUCUUCAUAUAUGUAUGUAUGUAGAUAGAGCCCAUUUUGAAAUUAAGUCCACUAAUGUAUAAUAUGUUUUAUUUUACAUUUGAUUUAAUUUUUUUAAGAGAAAUUGUCAUUUCACACACAUAUUACAUCAAGCAUCGCUAAAUCUAUACUUGUAAUUUUGUAAAUGUUUUCAGACAUAUUUUCAAUAAGCCAAA